This is a messenger RNA of Lasiosphaeria miniovina, 1323 nucleotides long. RefSeq lists its product as uncharacterized. Bases 1 to 1323 code for a protein of 440 amino acids. Gene Ontology annotation, molecular function: DNA binding. NCBI's taxonomy places the organism in Eukaryota, Fungi, Ascomycota, Sordariomycetes, Sordariales, Lasiosphaeriaceae. The record is from RefSeq and is a predicted model, not a curated record. The transcript is spliced from 6 exons.
AUGGUUAGGAGAAGGACAGCAGAGGAGAGGAGAAGAUGCGCAGAAGAGAAUGGAUUCGAUGAUGACGACACGGAUGUUGAUGACAAACCUAUCCCACGUGACGUCUUAGACUACACCAAAGAGAGAUACAAUCACCAGAUGGACCUGUGGAUCGAUGGCCUAUUACGGAAGAAGCUCGGUUUAUCAACAACCACAAGACCAAAGAACUACCUUACACUCGAAAAUUACAUGCACCUAGAGAGGCAGCUCUGGCAGAACGAUGGACAAGACUUCGUACACGAAGCGUCCCGAGUUUUCAUUAGCGGAAAAUUGAAGUGUCGCGUCUUCACACCAGCUAGACUAGGUGAGGUUAGUGAGGGCUCGACCCGGAGAGGUACCAGCAAAGGAUUGCGUUAUAGGCCUCUUGUCGUGAACCCAAUGCUCUUCUUGCUCGCUAUUUGCCUUGCGGCGGGAGCAUUCAAAAAGUAUAAGACUCUCAAAGAGGUUUUAGACGUUAGACCGCCGGCAAACCAAAGGUACUGGGUCCUCGAAUGGUCCCCUCACGUCCUGGACCUACCGGUUUUUCCAGAAGCAUCAGUAGACGGGCCGACCAAUAAGAUCCAAACGGGUAAUUCGUUCAACACGCAACUCAGGUACCUCGCUAUUCGAGCAGGGGUAAGUCCCGUGACGGUUCACAGCAUGCGGAGGGAGGCCCUCAUCUUGGCUACAGCCAAUGGUUAUUCGGACAGGGAAUUGAUAAACUUUGCCGCACACACGAACAAAAUGACGCUCACAAGAGACUAUUUGAGUUCUAUAACCGUUGUAGAUGGUCUGGCCAGUUUCCUUAAACUACCUCUUCGAAGCGACCAGGCCGAGGACUUCCGGUCCAUGACAGCUAACCGAAAUCCCGAGCUUUUGCAAUCACUGCCUGCGAAGGUGCAGGACGAGUUAAGGCAGAGAGAGGAUUAUAUUGCCAUCACAAAGAAAAUCGAGGACCUGGCCCUUGAGAUGAGCUCCGCCCGAAAUGGGACGGUCGCUCGAGAGUUGAAGUCGGAGCGGGGCCAACUAUAUGAACAGAGGCGGGUGCUCGAGGAGGAGUUGAACAGGAUCCGCUGGAACCAGGAGCGAAUACAUCCCUCAGAGCGCAAGGAAAAGGUUUACGUGGACCAACAUUGUUCCCGAUUCGAUCGCCUUCGUCAUAUGAUGCCGGAGCGAAUAACUGCGGAGUCGCCUACCAACCUUCGCUCCGGCCGCUACAAACCGGAUGCGCAAUGCCGUAUCACGCUGCGGGGAGAUGCCAAGUGCAGCACUGCGGCGUGGACAGGUGCCCGUAUUGUGACGUAG